Arabidopsis lyrata subsp. lyrata is the source of this 885-nucleotide messenger RNA. RefSeq names its product immune-associated nucleotide-binding protein 1. The transcript is spliced from 5 exons. NCBI's taxonomy places the organism in Eukaryota, Viridiplantae, Streptophyta, Magnoliopsida, Brassicales, Brassicaceae. The record is from RefSeq and is a predicted model, not a curated record. Bases 60 to 827 code for a protein of 255 amino acids. Gene Ontology annotation, molecular function: GTP binding.
UAGUAGGACGUACCGGAAAUGGAAAAAGCGCAACAGGGAACACCAUCCUAGGUCAGAUAAUGUUCGCUUCGGAACUACAAGCAGGAGGUGUUACCAUGGAAUGUAAGAUGUAUAGAACUGCAAUACAAGAUGGUCCAAUAAUCAAUGUGAUUGACACUCCUGGUCUCUUUGAUUCAUCAGUGUCUGCUAACUAUAUUAGUAGGGAGAUCGUCAAUUGCUUAACUAUGGCAGAAGGAGGAAUUCAUGCCUUCCUGUUCGUUUUAUCUGCCGGGAAUCGGAUUACACAAGAAGAAGAGUCCACACUUGAUACCUUGCAGUUGAUUUUCGACAGUAAAAUUCUUGACUAUAUUAUUGUUGUGUUCACUGGGGGUGACAAACUAGAAGCAAACGAGCAGACAUUGGACGAUUAUUUUCGUGAAGGUUGUCCAGGGUUUUUAACAAGAGUUCUUCGACUGUGUGGUGGUCGAAAAGUCUUGUUUAAUAACAUGACUAAGGACAUAGUCAAGAACGCUAAGCAAGUCAAGCAACUUCUGGCCCAUGUCGAAGCUAUAGGAAAGAAUAAUGGUGGGAAACCGUAUACUAACCAGAUGCAUCGCAUGAUAAAGGAAAAGGGUGAUAAGUUUAGGGAACAACAAAGGAAAGUUAAGUCUAAAAACUUUGCAGCAGAAAUAGAAGUGAUGAAGCGUGAUUUAGAAUUGGAGCAUGACGAAAAAAUGAGACGGAUGACACAACUUUUGGAGAGGAGGCUUAAACAGAAUUCUGAAGCACAUGAAAGAGCGAUGCGUAAGAUGAGAGAAGCUAUGAGAGAAUUCACAAAUAAAGAUUGACCGAAGAAGUUAGGUGUGAUCGUUGCACAUCUUCCAAACUGACAUCAAGUUUUAUUUU